AUGGCGAAUCCCCUCGACACGGACGCCGGCUCCGAGCUGUUCGGCUCCUACGAAGCGGAGCUCAAGCUCGUCCAAGCCGACCUGUCGCAGAAGCUGGACCAGAUCCCCGAACUCUCGGGCGAACCCCGCAAGACCGCCAUCAGCCAGGCGGAGCGCGCCCUCGAAGAGGCGGAUGAGCUGCUUGGACAGAUGCGUCUUGAGAAACAAAACAUACCCACGUCUUCACGGGCCAAAGUGAACCAGCGCUUCCGUAACUAUGAAGCCGACGUCGACGCCAACCGACGAAAGCUCACCUCGCUCUCCUCUGAUCGCUCUGCCCUGUUCGGAUCGCGAUAUCGGGACGAACCGGCCGGCGCGUCCGAUGCCUCUCUCGAGCAGAGGCAACAGCUGCUCUCUGGCACGGACCGACUUGACCGGAGCACGCAGCGACUAAAGGCCAGCCAGGCGCUUGCGCAUGAGACAGAGUCCAUCGGCGCGGACACUCUGGCGAAUCUGCACGGACAGCGCGAGAUGAUUCAACACACGCACGAUCGGCUUCUGAACAGCGAGGGCUAUGUUGACCGGAGCGUCAAGACGUUGAGGGGGAUGGCGCGUAGGAUGGCUACGAACCGGAUAAUCACCAUUUCAAUCAUCACCAUCCUCGUGCUUCUGAUUGUCGCCGUCGUCAUCAGCAAGUUCAGGUGA
Molecule: messenger RNA, 684 nt
Organism: Hirsutella rhossiliensis
Lineage: Eukaryota; Fungi; Ascomycota; Sordariomycetes; Hypocreales; Ophiocordycipitaceae
Product: vesicle transport v-snare protein
Exons: 3
Coding region: 1-684 (227 amino acids)
Biological process (GO): intracellular protein transport; intra-Golgi vesicle-mediated transport; retrograde transport, endosome to Golgi
Cellular component (GO): SNARE complex; late endosome membrane; ER to Golgi transport vesicle membrane
Molecular function (GO): SNARE binding; SNAP receptor activity
Source: RefSeq, a predicted model, not a curated record